Messenger RNA from Brassica oleracea var. oleracea, 2055 nucleotides. Its product is annotated as pentatricopeptide repeat-containing protein At1g63400-like. Lineage: Eukaryota; Viridiplantae; Streptophyta; Magnoliopsida; Brassicales; Brassicaceae. The record is from RefSeq and is a predicted model, not a curated record. Gene Ontology annotation, molecular function: protein binding.
AUCCGUAAAUGAUUGUUUGGCUUGAUUUUUAAAAGUAGAACUAGAACUAAACAAGCAAGCUUAGUAGUUAGAAAUAAAUACUGAACCGGAAUUCUACCGGUUUCAAUAGCUCGGUUUAUCAAUUUCUCUCGGCUCUGGGUUGAUUAUUCGUGUAGGGUUUGGUUUAGCAAUUUGCAGAUUGACAAGGGAACUCAAUCAGCUGGAGCCAAAUCAAGAAGACGAUGAGAUCGAUUUUGAUCGCAAUUGCACUGGCACCAAAGCGAUUUGUUCAUCAAAAUCUCCAGGGAACCGGUAGUCCUCUAAGUUCUCUUUCUUCACUCUGUUGCUGGGGACGAGCUUUUUCUGGUCGCAGUGAUGAUGAUUACAGAGAGAAGCUGAGAAAUGGUUUUCUAGAAGAUACUAAGAUAGAAGAUGCGGUUGGUUUGUUCAGUGAGAUGGUGAAGGAGAAGAUGGAGAUGCUGGGGAUUACACUUGACCUCUAUACAUACAGUAUUUUGAUUAACUGUUUCUGCAAAUCCUCUCAACUCCCUCUGGCUUUAGCUAUGGCUGGUAAGAUGAUGAAACUUGGGUAUGAUCCCAAUGUUGUCACGCUUUCUUCCCUACUCAAUGGAUACUGCCGCUGUAACAGAAUCUCCGAGGCAGUAGCUUUGGUUGAUCAAAUGGUGGAAACGGGUUAUCAACCUAAUACCAUCACCUUCAACCUGCUAAUCCACGGGCUCUUUCUCCACAACAAAGCUUCUGAAGCGGUGGCUUUAGUUGAACUUGACCGGAUGGUUGAGAAAGGAUGUCAACCAAAUCUGGUUACUUAUGGUGUUUUAGCAAAUGGGUUAUGUAAGAGAGGUAAUAUUGACUUGGCUUUAGAUCUGCUCAAGAAGAUGGACAAGGUGAACAUAGAGGCAAAUGUUGUGAUCUACUCUACAGUCAUUGAUGGUUUUUGCAAAUACAAACACGUCGAUGAUGCACUCGACCUCUUCAGUGAAAUGGAGAACAAAUGGAUUCGAGGGAAUGUUUUUACUUACAACUCCCUCAUUAGCUGUCUCUGUAGUUACGGAAGAUGGAGCGAUGCAUAUCGACUACUCAAAGAGAUGAUUGAGAGAAAGAUAAACCCAAAUGUUUUUACUUUCAGCGCGUUGAUAGAUUCGUUUGCAAAAGAGGGGAACCUUUUAGAGGCUGAAAGUUUGUACAAGGAGAUGAUCCAAAGGUCUAUAGCUCUUGAUAUUUUCACAUAUAAUUCAUUGAUCUAUGGGUUUUGCAUGCACGAUCGGAUAGACGAGGCUAAGCAGAUGUUUGAUUUGAUGAUUAGCGAGGAUUGUUACCCAGAUGUAGUUACUUAUAAUACUCUUAUUAAUGGAUUCUGCAAGUCUAAAAGAGUGGAAGACGCGUGGGAAUUAUUCUGUAGCGUCGACCUUAAAGGAGUGAAGCCUGAUGUCAGAACAUACACUAUAAUGUUCUCAGGAUUCGGUGUGAAACGCUUAAAGCAGGAAGCUGUUGCCUUGUUUAGGAAGAUGAAGGAAGACGGGCCUCUCCCAGAUGACCGUACCUAUAAUGCGCUAAUCAGGGCACAUAUGUGGGAUGGUGACAAAGCAGCAUCAGCAGAACUCAUCAAAGAAAUGACGAGUUUCGGUUUUGCAGAGGCUUCGUCGACCUUUGGCUUGGUCACUAAUAUGUUACAUGAUGGGAGAUUGGACAAAAGCUUCCUCGACAUGCUUUCUUAACCACUGAGAGAAGAAUUGCGAGGCUAAUUAAUUUGACUGCUUCUAUUCUUGUGAGCAACAUCUCGGUUGCUGCUAUGAAAUUCCACUUGUUGAUGCAAGAUCAGUGCUCAAAUGAAGUAAGAUAAGCUCUUAUGAUUUUUUUUAUAGAUUCCAAAGGAUGUUGUUUUGAGUUUUUGUGUGUUUCAUCAUUUUUCUUUGUAACUUGGUUGAUUUGACGUAACAUGGAAAAUAUUGCGGAUAAAAAUAUGAUGAGCUCUGAGCCAAUAGGGUCAAGCAGGAGGGAAAUAGGAUUCCCAACUGUUAUUCUGAAUAUUCAGGUUUAGGUGGUUUUUAACAUCAA